AGUAAGUAAGUUACAGUCUCAGGGGGGGGCAGUGAGAGAUAGAGAUUUGAGGUGAUGCCACUGGGACACUUCAAGGACACACCCUCAGAUCAGUGUCAUUGUUCUGUCUGUUUCUGUGUAAAAGAAUGUGCAAAAUGCGACAAAAGGUUCUUGAAACCGCUUAAAUUGGGCUAUCAACAUGGAAAUCACUCCCCCACCUACCCCCUACCCAAAAAAGGUAAAGUCACCACCCACUCUGAUUGGAGCCUUUAAAUAUCUAAGCGGUAAUCCUCAGAGUCAGGCAAUAUCUGACUCUAGGGUGGACAGAAGAGAAAGACCAUGUCAGCAAGCAAGAUCAUCAAGUACCUGCUCUUCACCUUCAACUUUAUAUUCUUCCUGGCCGGCAUCAUCGUCCUCACUUCAUCUGUCUAUGCCAGGAACAACCAAGCAGACUACCAGAUCACCGACGAGAUCCUCCCAGGCGUGGACCUCUUGAUUUACGUCAGUGCUGUGACUCUGAUUUUUGGCUUCCUGGGUUCUUACGGAGCGAUCACAGAGAACCGCUGCCUGCUGGGCCUGUUCUUCUUGGGUCUGCUCAAAAUGUUCAUCCUGCUGCUGGCUGUGGCCGUGUUGGGAGCCGUAUCAAGAACAGACGAAGCCCAGGAGGCGGUGGAGAAACACUUGAAGCAGUUUGUCCCGCUGAUUGCACAGAUUGAGGACAUCCAGAGGUCGUUUCAGGACCUGGAGAGGAACGGGUUCUGCUGUGGUAUGUUUGUCGGACAUCUUGAUUGGGGUAACUCAACUGUGGUGCCCAGCUCAUGUAACUGCACAGAUACAACCAAGAACUGCACUAUGCUGGACGGACGUGCGAUUUACUCCACACCGUGCAUGGUGUACAUGAUGACCUGGAUGGACAGGGUGUCAGUCUCAGUCAUGGGGGCUGCGUUUGGAUUAGGUGGUUUGAUGAUUCUUGGGAUGGUCUUCUCUUUGGUGCUUAUUUGUAAGACCACUUAUGACAAAGGCAGCAUCAUUUGAACUCACAGAGCAUGGGAUUUAAAUGCAGGAAUGAUCACCCUCUGUGUCUUUGGCAUCUAUUUUGAACACUGACUCUUGUAAAAUAUUGCAUUUAUUAGCAGAAUUAAACUUUAUUUUGACAA
Notolabrus celidotus (New Zealand spotty) is the source of this 1136-nucleotide messenger RNA. Its product is annotated as tetraspanin-8-like. NCBI's taxonomy places the organism in Eukaryota, Metazoa, Chordata, Actinopteri, Labriformes, Labridae. Bases 319 to 1014 code for a protein of 231 amino acids. Gene Ontology annotation, cellular component: membrane. The record is from RefSeq and is a predicted model, not a curated record. The transcript has a single exon.